AAGUGGGGUGCAGGUGCUGCAAUGCAUGCUCAUUUCCAAUCCAUCCUUUGUCAGCUACAGUAAAAUUCUUCCUGCUGCUCCCUCUUGUCUCUAUCGAUCUCCGUCUCCGAGGAAGACACCUUUACAUGGCUGCACAGGAGUCUUUGGCUAAAGACAGACCAAAGAAGUAUAGAUCACUAUGGAGAAUGACACGAGAGCAGUAUAUUUUAGCAACACAACAGAACAGCCUUCCCAGGACUGAAAAUCCUCAGUUUUACCCAGUAGGGAUUUAUGGAUGGCGAAAGAGGUGCUUAUACUUCUUUGUGCUUCUCCUGUUGGUUACCAUGAUUGUUAACUUAGCAAUGACAAUAUGGAUUUUGAAGGUUAUGAAUUUCACAGUGAGACUGUUGCUGCACUUUGAACAGAACUUCUGGUUUAAUUUCGUCCAAAAGGAAUUCCCUUCACAUGCAGAAAAACUGCCCCACAGUCUGAGCCAACAUGGAGAUGGAAUGGGAAAUUUGAGAGUCACUAAAAAAGGAAUACGACUUGAAGGAAUAUCUGAAUUUCUACUUCCACUAUACGUGAAAGAAAUCAAUUCCCGAAAGGAUAGCCCACUGGUCUUACAGUCUGACAGAAAUGUAACAGUGAAUGCAAGAAAUCACAUGGGACAGUUAACUGGACAACUGACAGUAGGAGCUGAUGCUGUGGAGGCCCAGUGUAAAAGAUUUGAAGUGAGGUCAAGUGAAGGUGGAAGAGUGUUGUUUUCUGCAGAUGAAGAUGAGAUUGUCAUUGGAGCUGACAGACUGAAAGUAACAGGCACGGAAGGGGCAGUGUUUGGGCACUCUGUGGAGACACCCCAUAUCAGAGCAGAACCUUCCCAAGACCUCAAACUUGAAUCUCCUACUAGAUCCUUGGUGAUGGAAGCACCCAGGGGAGUGCAAGUCAAUGCAGCUGCAGGAGACUUAAAGGCCACGUGUAGGAAAGAACUGCACUUGCAGUCUACAGAAGGGGAGAUAUUUUUAAAUGCAGAUACUAUUCGCCUGGGAAAUCUACCAGUGGGCUCCUUUUCCUCCUCUUCACCUAGCUCUUCAGCUACCCGCCAGACUAUCUAUGAGCUCUGCGCCUGCCCCAAUGGUAAACUUUAUCUGUCCCCAGCAGGAGCAGGCUCCACAUGUCAAUCCAGUAGCAACAUCUGCUUGUGGAGCUAGAAGGACUCCAACUUCUCCUCACACCAGAAUAGCCUUUUGUUACUAUCCCUCUGCUUCACAGUUCUGCUCGGUUUCCCUUGUGACCAGUUCGACGCUUCAAAUGGCCUGCAGAGCAACUUCUUCCAGUGUAAGCAGGAAUACAGCGCUGCCUUCUCUUGUGGUUUGUGUUACCACUCAACGUAGAGAUGGGAGUGAGAUAUUCAGAAAUCAAUGUAUUCUUCAUCAGGAAACCUGGAACAUAAUAUCACCUUUUGUCCAAAAGGGAGAAUAACACAGGUGCCUUUGCUACAUGAAGUGAAGCACAUAGUUUUAGAUUUUUGCAGGACCUGGAUAUGAACUGCACAUAUAUAUAUACAGUACAUAAACGAAUUUGCCCAGAAUCUGAUGGUGAAAUGAAUUGGUUACCCCUGUAUGAUAAAUAACUUUACUGUCUGAAAGCACAAUUUUCCAUUCAUCUUUUUGGAUGUAAACUUUUAUCCCUGAAUUUUAAAAUUUUGAAGCAUUGUGUGAUGCUUGCUUUACUAAACAAUUAAAUUCAGUAAAUGUUUUUUUAACACAAAAAGAGACAGAAUCCCUCCGUGAGUUUGGUUUCUUUAAAAGUGUGUUGUUACUCUUUGUCUACUAAGUCUAGGGUUUUGUACACUAGGUAAAUUUUGGAAGUGCUCAGCAAUAUUACCUUUCAGAGUUAAAAAGACACCUGCUCUUGUUUGUCAGAUCUGAAUGGCCUUACAUAUUAAUUUUGUGGCUACUGCAUGUGAAAUGAUUGCUUUCAGUAGAACAUACAGUUUCUGGAAAAGAACAGGGUAAAGAAGGAAAUACUGUUGAUGUGGUUUUUGAUCAGUGUAUUGCUCUUCACAAGGUAAUUAUAAUUGGCAAAUGCAAAAAAAAAAAUCUUCAAAGGUAUCUUUUCCAUUCUCUAGCUAUGUCCAACUGCUGCCGUUUGAACACAGUACAAACAUUAGUACUAAUGCAGUGUGUAAAGCUGAGAAGCAGUGCACUAACAACUGGUACCACAUUCAUAUUCAUUAUUCUCUUUUGUUUACCAUCUGCUGCUAAGGUUUUCAAAGUAAUAGUAAUAAAUAUAUAUAAACACGCAUUAAAUGACAUUCAGUAUUAAAAAGUACGUUGAUAUUAUGUUGACUUCAUCAGGUCUGUGUUUAAAUUAUGCAGCCCCAUUUGCACUCUGAGCUCACUUCUAACUUCCUUUUUUGACAAGUUUUACGUGGGAUUUCUUUCUUGUAUCAAUCUUCAUACUCUUUGGUUUGUUUGGUAAUUGAAAUCUUUGGUAUGCUGCUAGUAAGUUUAUCGCAACAUUGAUUAACAAGAGUAUCUUGAAACUUGCAGAACCCAGGAAUGUAAAACAGUAUAAAAAUGUUUCCCAUUGUGGAAGAUGGCUUGAUUACAUAAGGUAAGUGUGCUUUUUAAUACUAUUCUUUAAAAUACCAUGUAGCUUUAGAGGCUUCUGAAUGUAAGACCAUCAAUGUAAUGACAGGUUUUACAAGGUAACUCUGAAGUCAGGGCAAACAGCGCAAGGUGGGUAUUUCUAUGCAGCUUUUUUUUUUUUCUUUUGAGAAAAAAGAAAAAGAGCAAACAAAUACUGUGAUUACCUUUCUAUUUUAUUACCACCUCAUGAGGUUGAUUUUGUUUUCACUUCAGGUGAAAUUCACUCCUGUGCAGAAGACCAGCACAAGACGUGUCCACGGCUUGACUGGUGCUUGCCUUUCCAUUGGGCCUGUUCAGAGGUGUGAAUUUCACUCUGUAGAAAGAAUGCUCUACUUGCUGUUUUUACCAGACGAUGAUAAUAAUAACAAUAAUAAUUUAAAGUUAUUUCAUCUGUUCAAAAGAAGGCUAUUAGGAAAUAAUUCAUUAUUUAUUUGAGAAUUGUAUUCUUUCACUGGGAAAAACAAAACAAAACAAAAAAAGUAUUAGAAAAUAUUUCAAGAAAAUAUAUUAGACGCCUGGGGAUUCUUAGGAAGAGGAACAGAAACAGAUAGAAAUGACAAUGGGAAAUGACAAUGGUGAUAAUAAGACAUUUGAAAGUGUAUCCAUACAAUAUACCCUUAAAACUAUCAGGAAAUAUAUGCCUCUGGUGUGAGAGCACAAGGAAAAAGGAUCAAUCGUAUUCCAGGAGUACAAUGUAUAGAUCUGUAUGACCAUAUACCUACAUGUAUUCAUUAUCUGUGCACACCUACAGACACUGGUUGCUUCAAAGAUGCACAGAUUGCAAUGACUAAUCUAUUCAGUGACUUACAUUUUGUCUUCCUACAAAUUAUACACAAGUAGACUAAGAUUAUUUUUUUUUUCUCCCCACUAAACCUACAUGAUUUGUCAUGCAUUUUCCAUUGAGCAAUUCUUAUUUGUUUGCUCUUCGCCUUAUAUUAUAACUUACUGUAGUACAGUCAAAAAAUGUUUCAGGCUUCUUUCUGGAUAGACCCAAACUUUAUAAAUUUUCCUCAAUUUUCUACAAAUCAUGUAGAGAAAUAAAACAUAUCUUGUAUAAUAACUCAUGUUAACAACAAGGCUGAAAUAAUUUACUGCUCUGUAUGGGGAAAACUCAGAGCAGAUGUGCAGAUGCAACUUUGGACUUCAGAAAACCAAGCCAGUAAGUCCACAAAGCUCUGCACUGUCAGGAUUUUCUUGCUUGGAAUCAUUGCAGUCUGCUUGGUAGUAUUUAUUAUACCAAUAUUGGUGCCAGUAAAAAUAGAGUGUAUUUAGGAACCUAUGAGAUAGAUAGACAUGUCUACCACGUAAACAGUUCUCAUAAUGUCUAAAUAUUUUGGUGAGUUUCAGAACACCAGUAUUUUACUUUAAAUCUACUGCAAGCUAUAAGAAGGGGAAAAGAAAAACUCAGUUUUCAUUUUAAAGGACAUUUCUAGCCCAUGUGAUUUCCGAGUAUGGGAAAAGUGAUUUCAGUGCAUCUAGAGAACUACAAACAUCAGAACACCAAGUAUCUAUAAGCAGUGUCAUCAUUUCUGAGUGGAAGGAGAAACAGGUCUGGUAUUUUUUAGUGUUUGGAGCUGGCAAUAAUAGAGCUCUUUGAUUCAUAGCAUGGUCCAAAAAGUGACAUAGUCCAACCACAUCAUUUCAGAUGGAAGGAAACUAGAUCUCAGUACAAAUGCCAUGUUAAAACAUGGAGCCAAAACAUAACUAUUUUAGUGCUGGUGUUUUAAUGCUGAGGUUUAAAAUAAAGGCCAUUCUGUGCAGAGCUUUAGGAAAUUUCUGGAUACUUUUUGUCACAUUCCUCAUAGAUUCCUGUCUCCAAAUUAUUUCAGUCUUUGUUGUAUAAUAUCUAACAUUCUGGUUAUGAUUAAGCCCCAGCUGAAGUAUCUCUAAUUAGAGAAAAAUUGGAAAAUUUUGAUCACUUAUUUCAGAAAAGAGAUCUCACUUCUUUUUAUGGCUAAGGUAAGAGUUUCCCCAUUAACAAAUCACUCUGUUAUGACAAUUGUAGAGCAAGAUUGAAGACCUUAAGGUCUUUUUAAGCAUUAAUAUUAGUGCACUUAAAAAACAAAAACAAAAAAAAACAAAAAAAAAACAGUGGCUAAAAAUGUUCCUUUUGAGUCUCUUUUUAGUAUAUGAAUACAUGUAUCAAAUAAAGCUUCUUUUUGUACUCAAAUGUUUGUUUGGGAACCACUAAGAUGAUGAUGCAGAUGUUUGGCUUCUUCAGAGCUAUCUCUAUGCCAACAACAAAAUAUAUGAAAAGACCUUAUUAAAUACAUGUAUUUAAUAUAUACAGUAGAUUUAUGUUCUGUAAAAACUGUCAUGAUAUCCAUGUCAUAGGAUACUGUCUCUUUCUUGUUUAAAAAAGAAAAAUAAAAACAUCAGCCAACCUCUCUGAGCACUGUUAGCUGUAUCGUUUUGUACUGCAGUUCAUUCAUUGGUUAAGUGAUAAGACCAAAGACUGACACUUCUACUUUAUCUAACACUAUGACACUGCUGCUUCUACUAAUUCUGUUGGAAUGAAGAGAUGACAAGUUGUAAUUACAACAUGAAAUUGUAACAUAGUUUAGAUUUGUGCAGCAUUUUGAGCUGUAGAUUGUUCACUUUAUUCCAGGGUUUAAUUUAUUUUUUUUAACUUUUUUGUUUGUUUUUUUUUGGUUUUGUGUAUGUUUGUUUGUCAGCAUGGUGUAAUUAUGUUACUGUUCAUACAUACCAGGAUCUUUCAUUGUUCAUAAAAAAAAGCAGAGCGUGUAUUCCAAAAGGUGCCAAGACAUUGCUUGUUUCAACUGAAGUUAUACUGUUUUGCUUGCAAAACAGUAUCUUGACUGGAUAACACAAUUCACUUAAAAAACAUUUUAGAUACAGAGGGCUAUUAAGUCUGGGUUGAAGAUAGAACUAUACAUGUCUAGAAGAAUUUUACGAAGGAUAUUUAAGAUAUUUGGUUACUAACACCAUGUAUUAUUUGUUGUUUUUUGAUUGUUCUAGAUUCUAAACCACUGUCUAAUUAAAAAAAAAAAAA
Molecule: messenger RNA, 5643 nt
Organism: Anas platyrhynchos (mallard)
Lineage: Eukaryota; Metazoa; Chordata; Aves; Anseriformes; Anatidae
Source: RefSeq, a predicted model, not a curated record